AUGGCACCUCAAUUGGAUCCUAAUGUCGAAGCGCUCAGCGAGUUUAGCACCUGUGACGUCUCGGAUGCGCUGCUAAAGCUUAAGGUCCCCCACGGCGGCUUUCUGGCCGGCAUCACCAUGUAUUCGCCCGAGCGACAGACAGGUGCCACCAAGAUCGUCGGCCCGGCCUACACGGUCAAGUAUGCGCUUCUGAGCGACCCGGCCGCCAAGCAUCCGACUCAUUAUAUCGAUGCGGUGCCUGAGGGUGCCGUUCUUUUCGUGUCUAGUCCGCGCACGCCCAAUGCCGUCUUCGGCGGCCUGAUGGCCACGCGGGCGCAGUAUCGCGGCUGUACCGGUGCCGUCAUCGACGGGCGGCUGCGCGACCUACAGGAGCACCGUGACCUGCGUUUCCCCGUAUUUGCGCGCGACGUCGGCACCACAGCGCCGGCUGAGGUGGCCAAGGUUGUCGGCAUCGAUGUGGCGGUGCAGCUGCAGCCGGAAGGCCAGGCAGAGGCCGGGGCUAUCACUACAGCUAAUGCCAUUAUUCACCCUGGCGAUUACGUCAUCGCCGACCUAAACGGCGUCGUCGUGCUGCCACGCGGCCUUGCUGCCCAGGCGUUGUCGCUUAUAAAGAAGCAGGUAACCGCGGACGAGCAGCUUGCGACGGCCCUGCGCGGCGGCGCUUCCUUCGCGGAGGCUAGUAAGAAGUUCCGUGGGUGA
This is a messenger RNA of Grosmannia clavigera kw1407, 699 nucleotides long. RefSeq names its product ribonuclease e inhibitor rraa/dimethylmenaquinone methyltransferase. The transcript is spliced from 3 exons. The coding region runs from base 1 to 699 and encodes 232 amino acids. The record is from RefSeq and is a predicted model, not a curated record. Lineage: Eukaryota; Fungi; Ascomycota; Sordariomycetes; Ophiostomatales; Ophiostomataceae.